This is a messenger RNA of Dendroctonus ponderosae (mountain pine beetle), 1612 nucleotides long. RefSeq names its product glutaminyl-peptide cyclotransferase. The transcript is spliced from 6 exons. Gene Ontology annotation, molecular function: glutaminyl-peptide cyclotransferase activity; zinc ion binding. Lineage: Eukaryota; Metazoa; Arthropoda; Insecta; Coleoptera; Curculionidae. The record is from RefSeq and is a predicted model, not a curated record. The coding region runs from base 176 to 1240 and encodes 354 amino acids.
AUGAAACAUAUGUCAUCCGCGUAGUGAUGCUUUCCCCACCAAUCAAAAUCACCUACACACUACACUGUUCCCAUGCCAACUCCAACGUCACUGGUACGUCAGGAGUUCGCGUAAACAUUGUGGGAAGUGUGGAAAUUAUGUUUAGUUUUUGAUUUUCGUUUCUUUGAGAACUAAUAUGUUGUCUAUUUUCAUUAAGUCGCUGAUUGUGGUGUCGGCUUUAGGCAUCGCCACCGGAAGCCAGCUUCGAAAACUGCAGCGAAACCAUACUCCACAACGACUGACAAAUAGUGAAAUCAGGCACUUAGCAGGCCUGUCCAAUAUAAGUUAUUUCAACGAAGUAAUAGACAACAUACUUGUUCCCAGAGUAGUAGGAACGAAAAACCACGAAAAAGUGUUUAACUACAUCAGCACCGAGCUGGACAGAGCUGGAUGGAAUGUAGAUGUAGACGAAUUUGAACAGGAAACACCGAACUUCGGUCGUCUGACUUUCAAAAAUAUUGUGGGAGCUUUAAAUCCAGAGGCUGAUAGAUAUUUGGUGCUUGCAUGCCAUUACGACAGCAAGUACUUCAAACAUGAGGAAUUUGUUGGUGCUAUUGACUCAGCAGUACCAUGCGCCAUGAUGCUCAAUUUAAUCAAAGUGCUCAAGCCUCAAUUAGAUUCAAUGAAAGGAAACACCGAUUUGAGUUUGAAAUUGAUAUUUUUCGACGGCGAAGAAGCCUUUGUGCAAUGGGGCCCCAAUGACUCGAUUUAUGGGGCGCGGCACUUGGCCAAUCGGUACCAUAAUAGCAACUCGCUUACCAGAUCGACUGGAGAAACGAUAUCUGAAUUGCAAAAAAUCGAUGUUAUGAUUCUUUUGGACUUGAUCGGUCAUAAGAAUGCUCAUUUUUACAAUUACUUUCCUGAAACAUCCACAUGGUUCAAUCGAAUGGUUAACGCGGAAAAUAGACUGAAUAAGUUGGGCUUGUUUCAUGCAGGGCCAGUCAAAUACUUUAUCGCCAGAGACUUUCAUAAUGCCAACAUCGAGGAUGAUCAUCUACCGUUUUUAAGAAGAAAUGUUCCAAUAUUGCAUUUAAUUCCGUUGCCAUUUCCCAGAGAAUGGCAUACUUCAGGCGACAACCGAAAUAUUAUCGACAUAAACACCGUUGAGAAUCUGAACAAAAUACUACGGAUAUUUACCACCGAAUAUUUGCAUAUUUACCUUACGGAUACCUCAGAAGACAUUCCAGAGAAAGAAUUAUAAUAGAUGGAAAGGACAAUUCGCAACCUUAACCAGUGUGUUUGCUCUAAGUUGGAUAAAGUGUUAUGAACAAAAGUAUACUUUACUUAAAGUGUCCAGUGUUAAAUGCAUAUUUAGGCCAACGAUUGCUGUUCUUCUAUUCUCGUGGAAAGUGUUAUUUUUAUGCGUGUCUUGUCUUAAUAUUCUGCACUAUAAAAAACUGAUCACAUUUUAUUAUGACGGUGGGCCUGAAUAUGUAUAGCGGUUAUUCGGAUUUCGAUACUUAUUUCUUGUGAUAUUUUUUUUGGAAACUGAUGUAUUUAAACUGUUCAAGCAAAACUAUAUUUUUAAUGUAUUUGACUAUUAAAUAAAUAUAUGUAUAAAGAUUUACGUCAA